Molecule: messenger RNA, 9309 nt
Organism: Bufo gargarizans (Asiatic toad)
Lineage: Eukaryota; Metazoa; Chordata; Amphibia; Anura; Bufonidae
Gene: OBSL1
Product: obscurin like cytoskeletal adaptor 1
Exons: 27
Coding region: 515-7858 (2447 amino acids)
Source: RefSeq, a predicted model, not a curated record
GACGUGAUGGAUCGCAGACCAGUAGAGCGCUGUGAUUAUGUCGGAAGUGAUAGGAGAGGAAUGCAUCGCUGACAUUCAUCUGCUCAAUGAGGGGGUGUUCUGACCAUUACGUUAUCUUAUACCCAAAAGAAAUCUGUGUGGCACGCCCCGGCAUACCUCUCUGUGCCAAUCAAUCACUGGCAUGGCCGCCGCACAGUAUGAAACAGAUCCCGCCAGGAGGCGUUCAUGCCCCGGCCUCGGCUUCCACCUGUUUCUGCAUUACAAGCCUUCCUGCUCGGCCGUCAGCUUCUUCUCUCCUGUGUUUCUGGGGGACAUGACAGAAUCAGCUGCUGGAACAUUUUAUCUGGAGACUAAAAUUAGGAUUGUUUCUGGGUGAGGAGGAGCGACUCCGCAGCUCGGAUCCACACACGACCAGGACCCCCAGGAUAAGGACCCUUCACCAGACCCCAGAAGUCACCGGGAACUAGAAGACCUCAACUUUACAGAGCGGGAGGGAAGUUCAGCAUUAAGGUAGAUGGCGGCUUUGUCGCUCCCGCCACAGAACUCACACAUGGGUUUAGACAUGCCGGGGAGCGCUCCUCGCUUUCUGUCUUUUCCUCGUGCAGUCACAGCGCCCAUAGGCACAUAUGCCGUCCUGCGGUGUCGGAUCAGCGGAGAUCCACCGCCCAGUGUAUUGUGGGAACGCGUUGGAAACAUCCGUCUACAGCUGGACGACAGAUGCUAUGCUCAGAGAGACGGGGACUGGUACCAGUUAGUGAUCAGCGACCUGCGGCUGGAGGAUUCGGGCCAUUACAUGUGCAGAGCUAGUAACUGGUCAGGGGAAGGCUACGCCGGCGCCAAACUCACCGUGACGCUCAACAGUGCCGUGGUCAAUGAGCCACGUAUUGAUCUAUCGAAUGAAGCAUUUCCAUCCACAAAGUUGGCCAACAUGUCUUCUUCUUCCAUCGUGGAGCCUUCUAUUGAAACAACCCAAGAGCCACUGGAAGCAACCAACAGCCUUGACCAGCACUCUGAAGACCCCGACGCCGCUCCAUGUUUUCUGCUUCUUCCAAGGUCACAGAGGUUGACCCGUGGUCAAAGUGGGGAGUUCACAUGUAAAGUUUUGGGGAAACCAGAGCCUACGAUUCGUUGGGAGAAAGAUGGAAGGGGCCUUGAAGAAAUUUUUGAAAGGUCUCAUUACCAGUUGUCGCCUGGGGGUCACACCUUAAGUAUUUUUCAAAUUCGCCCCCCAGACGCUGGCGUCUAUGUUUGUCGAGCCACUAACUCUGUUGGGCAAUGUUUGGCGGCAGCUGUUCUGCUGGUGGACCCGACUCCUCGUCAAGGUCCAGAACCAAUUCCAGGGGACCCCCCGGAUCAGGUGAAAGUCUUCACAGUCAACGAAGGGAAACAUGCCAAGCUUCGCUGUCUGGUGACUGGUAAACCAAGGCCUGAGAUUGUCUGGCGUAAAGAUGGACGCGCAGUCAGCCCUGGACGACGAACUCUCAUUUAUGAAGACCGAGAUGGGCACUUUAUACUCAAGCUGCUGUUCUGUCGCCAACAAGAUCGAGGCUUGUACGUGUGCGGUGCCUCAAAUUCAGCUGGAAACACGCUCAGUGCCGUCAUGUUACAUGUAAGAGAAGUCGGCGAUUGCUUUCCAGCUCCGCUGAGAGAUGUCGCGGUGAGGGAGGGGCAGGACGCCAUUUUGGAGUGCUCAGUUCCGGAAGGGACCCGGACAUCUUGGUACCUGGAAGAUCAGAGACUUCAUCCAGGAAAACGGCAUCAUAUGGAGGAACAUGGUGCCAUUAGACGCCUGAUAAUCCGAGGGGCCCGGACAGAUGAUGACGGGGUCUAUGUGUGUCAGACUCAUAGAGGGGCUCAGAGUAUUGCAGAAGUCGCUGUAAGAGGGCCCAUUGUGAAGAAGUUGCCCCGACGUUUGGAGGUUGCCGAAGGUGGAAACGCAGCGUUUUGUGCUGAGACAGAGAGCGAAGUGGAGCAGGUCGGCUGGACCUGUGAUGGUCACAUCCUCUCCGAGGAUCAUAGAACGGUUGUGAAGAGUUUUGGAAGGACGCAUGUACUGGUGAUAGUCGGGGUGACACAAAAAGAUGCCGGUAUAAUACAGUUCCACGCUGGGCUUUCUGAGUCCUCCUGUCAACUCCGGGUGAAAGCCAGGGGGUCCAGCAUUGCCUCAGCCUCUGGAGAACCAUCUAACAGAACACUAGAUGUUGGACAACCCGUGUGCCUCAGCUGCCAGGUGCCCAGCUCAGGGGCCAAAGUGCGCUGGAUGAAGGAUGGCCAGGAGGUGGAGGCAGUAGGACGCAUCUCCCUCCAGUCAGAUGGCAGAAUGAGAAGGCUUCUUAUCUCAUCACUGGAUCGGUUAGAUAGUGGGACCUACACCUGUCACCUGGGUAAUGACAGCACCAGUUUCACCGUCACUGUGUCUGAGCCUCCAGUGAAGAUCAUAAACACCAGUAAUAACACAGAGCACAAGUGUGUGAGCGGAGAGCCCCUGGUGCUGAGCUGUGAGGUGUCCAGAGAGAACGCUCAUGUGCGCUGGUAUCGGGAUGGGAUGGAGAUACAGGAGAGUGAGAACAUCAGGCUGGAGUCAGAUGGGAGACAUCGAAGACUGAUCAUUACCUGUGCCAAACCAGGAGAUGCUGGAGAGUUUGCCUGUAAUGCAGGAGAAGACUCUGUCUUCUACAACGUCUCCAUUUCAGAGCCUCCAGUGAAGAUCAUAAACACCAGUGAUGACACAGAACAUAAAUGUGUGAGCGGAGAACCCCUGGUGCUGAGCUGUGAGGUGUCCAGGGAGAACGCCCAUGUGCGCUGGUACCGGGAUGGGGUGGAGGUGGAGGAGAGCGAGAACAUCAGGUUGGAGUCUGAUGGAAGACAUCGCAGGUUGAUCAUUACAUGUGCCAAACCGGAGGACUCGGGGGAGUUUGUCUGUGACACUGGUGACGAUUCGGUCUUCUACAUGGUGUCGGUGACAGAGCCCCCUGUGAAAAUAGUGAACACCAGUGACGAUGUGGAGUACAAGUCCAUGAGUGGUGAGAGCGUGGUACUGAGCUGCGAGGUCUCCAGAGAGAACGCCCCGGUGCUUUGGUACAAAGAUGGUGUGGAGAUCCAGGAGAGCGACAACAUCAGAAUCCAGUCACAUGGAAGAGAGCGCAGGUUAAUUAUUUCUGCUGCAAGACCAGGAGACUCUGGAGAGUUUUCAUGUGACGCUGGGCAGGAUUCCAUUUUUUACAGUGUCACUGUAGCAGAUCCUCCAGUGAAAAUCGUAAACACUGACGACGAUGCAGAACAUCGGCGGGUGAGCGGAGAGCGAGUGGUGCUGAGCUGUGAAGUGUCAAGAGAGAACGCUCUGGUGCACUGGUAUAAGGAUGGUGAGGAGCUGGAGGAAAGUGAAAACAUCGUCAUAGAGGCGGACGGUUGUCACCGCAGGCUGAUCAUCCAAUCUGCCCAAACCCAAGAUUCAGGAGAGUUUAUGUGCGAUGCUGGAGAUGAUUCUAUUUUCUACAACGUAUUUGUGAAAGACCCUCCUGUCAAGAUAAUAAGCACGAGCGACACCAAAGAGAUCCUCAGCGGGGAGCGCCUGGAGCUGAGCUGUGAGGUGUCACGAGAAAACGCAGAGGUCUAUUGGUACAAGGAUGAUGAGGAAUUACAAGAAAGUGAGAACAUCAUACUCGAGGUGGAUGGUUGUCACCACCGGUUGAUCAUUCUCUCGGUACAGACGGCAGACUCCGGUGAAUUUGUCUGCGAUGCCACUGAUGACUCUGCUGUCUUCAAUGUGACUGUAACAGAGCCUCCAGUGAAGAUCAUAAAUACAGAUGAUGACACGGAACAUAAAUGUUUGAGUGGAGAACCUGUGGCGCUGAGCUGUGAGGUGUCCAGGGAGAACGCCCAUGUCCGCUGGUAUCGGGAUGGGGUGGAGGUGGAGGAGAGCGAGAACAUUAGAGUGGAGUCAGAUGGGAAACAUCGCAGGUUGAUCAUGACAUGUGCCACACCAGAGGACUCGGGGGAGUUUGUCUGUGACACUGGUGAUGAUUCGGUCUUCUACACGGUGUCGGUGACAGAACCUCCUGUGAAGAUCCUGAAUGCAGAUGAUGACACAGACGAGAGGUGUUUUAGUGGAGAAGAGCUGGUGUUGAGCUGUGAGGUGUCUCGGGAGAAUGCCCCAGUCCGCUGGUACAAAGAUGGGGAGAGAAUAGAAGACAGCGAGAGUGUCCGUCUUGAGUCCGAUGGGAGACGUCGCCGUUUGGUCAUCCUCUGUGCACAGACACAAGAUUCGGGGGAGUUUGUCUGUGAUGCUGGUGAUGACUCGAUAUUGUACAAUGUGACGGUGACAGAUCCUCCCGUGAAAAUCGUGAACACAAGUGAUAAUGUUGAGCACAAGUGUCUCAGUGGAGGGCGAGUGACACUGAGCUGCGAGGUGUCCAGGGAGAAUGCCAAAGUAUGUUGGUACAAAGAUGGUGUGGAAGUAGAAGAAAGUGAGGACUUUAUUCUAGAGUCAGAUGGAAAAUAUCAUAGACUCAUCAUCCCUAAUGCUCAAGUCCAAGACUCAGGAGAAUUCGUCUGUGAUGCCAAAGAUGACUGUGUCUUCUAUAAUGUUCUGGUAUCAGAUCCUCCAGUGAAGCUGGUGAACACCAGUGAUGACACAGACCUGAUGUAUCUCACUGGCGAACAAGUGGAGCUAACUUGUGAGGUAUCAAGAGAGAACGCCUCUGUACAAUGGUACAAAGAUGGAAAUGUGGUGGAAGAGAUGGAAGACAUAAGACUGGAAUCGGAUGGGAAGCAUCGUGGACUUACUAUUCAAGCUGCCCAAAUGCAUCACUCGGGAGAGUAUACCUGUGAUGCUGAAGAUGACUCCAUCUGUUACUAUGUAAAAGUUACUGAGCCACCAGUAAAGUUUGUCAAUACAAGUGAAGACACGGAACUGGUAUGUGUGAACGGGGAGCCUGUGGUGCUAAGCUGCGAGGUGUCCAGGGAGAAUGCACGUGUACGCUGGUACAGGGAUGGGGUAGAGGUGGAGGAAAGCGAGAACAUCAAGGUGGAGUCUGAAGGUCUGAAGCGCAGGCUGGUUAUACAUUCGGCACAGGCACAGGAUUCGGGAGAGUAUAUCUGUGACGCAGGGGACGAUGCUGUAUUCUACAGCGUAUUAGUGACAGAUCCUCCUACCAAGAUUGUGUUCCCAGAAGUCCGAUCACAGGAACUGGAGCAUAUAAUAGGAGCGAGGGUGGAGCUGGCGCUGGAAGUGUCACGUACCAGUGGGAAGGUGCGCUGGUUCAAAGAUGGACUGGAAGUAGAUGAAGAUGAGAAUCUGCAGGUGAUCUCCGAGGGAACUCGCCGCUGUUUAAUCUUGUCAAGAGCCAAUGUGGACGACUCUGGGGAAUACAUCUGUGACACAGACAGUGACUCUAUCACAUUCGAUGUCAAUAUAUCUGAACCUCCUGCCAAGUUUGUAAGCAGCGGCUGCUCCCCUCCUGUACUGCACGUGACUGAGGGGGACCCCCUGUCCAUACAGUGUGUGCUGUCUCGCACACCUGAUGUCAUUCGUUGGUUUAAGAAUGGGACAGAAGUGACACCAGAUGGGAAUCUGACUCUGGACGAUGAGGAAGAGAAGUGCUCUCUAAGCCUGGUGCAUGCGCAGCCAGAGCACGCCGGAGAGUACAAGUGCAGCGUGGGAACCGACUCUCGGGCCUUCCAGGUUCAUGUUGAUGCUCCUCCGGUCACCAUUGUGGGCAACACUGGAAGUCCAGAGCACCAUACUUUGAUGACCGGGGAUGACCUGGUUCUUUCCUGUGAGCUAUCUCGGCCAAAUUUCAAGGUGCGCUGGCUGAAAAAUGGCGAGGAGAUAGUAUCUGCAGGACGAGUCAAAAUCACAUCUCGAGGAGUUCACCGGCAAAUUACCAUACAAAGUGUUCGACCUUCAGACUCUGGCACAUACACUUGUGAUGCUGGCACUGACCAAUUACAUACAGAAGUCCAUGUGGAAGCACCACGGCAAGUUGAAUUUAUCACUGAGCUCCAGAACGUCACAGUCCUGGAAGGAGACACUGCCACCUUUAAAUGUGUUGUAUCUCCGGAUGAUGUGAUCCUCCACUGGGAACUCAAUGGAUCCCCUGUCAAUUCAGACCGAAGAGCCAGCAUGGCAAGUAAUGGACUUUGCCACUCUCUAACCUUGACUGGCUGUCGCUUGUCUGAUUCUGGCACCAUCACUGCUAAUGCCGAGGGGCUCAUCUCACGGGCAAGACUAAGAGUGCAAGAAGCUCAUGUGAUGUUUCUUCAAGGGCUGGAAGACACAGAGGUGGAAGAGGAACAGGAUGUGACUUUUGAGGUCCGGGUCACCACUGAGAAGGCAGAAGUUCAUUGGGUGAAGCAGGGAGUUGUUAUUCAGCCCAGUGAUAGGUUUACUCUUCAAGACUCUGGGCACAACCAUACACUUAUCAUCCAUGGUGUCCAGGCAUCUGACAGAGGGAGGUACACCUGUGAAAGCCUCCACGACCGAACCGAUUGCCGUUUGAAUGUGCUACCCCGAAGUAUCGCAAUAAAGAAAGGUUUAACUGAUUUGCGAUGUAAGGAGGGAAGUGACAUCGAGUUUUCGGUGGAAUUGUCUCAUGAUGAUUUGAAAGGAGAAUGGUGGAAAGGAGGCAUCCGUCUGACCUCUGAUGAACGGUGCAUCAUCAGAUCAAGUGGACGGCAGCAUUUCUUGCGCCUUAUAGACCUAAUGCUUCCAGAUACUUCAGUGAUUGCUUUUACCACCGAUACUUUACGCACCAUGGGGCAGCUGACUGUCAUUGAGCAUCCACUUACCAUUACACAACCACCACAAGACUUUGUCGUUAAUGAGUCUGGGCUAGCAACAUUCCAGUGUGAGGUCUCCAAACAAGAAGCAGUUGUGACUUGGAGCAAGGAUGGAAAAGAGUUGGUUCUGAGCACAUUGUGCCGUAUGUUUUCUGUGGGACGACGGAGAAUACUUCAUAUUAGCCAGUGUGGCCCUCAGGAUGCUGGGACAUACACAUGCCAUGUGGAUGACUUGAGUGCAUCGGCCACGUUGCGUGUUCUUGAGCAAGAGCCACAAGUGCUGAAAGACCUGCAGGAUGUUGAGAUCAUGGAGAACGACAAUGCGGCAUUCAUCUGCGAAUUGUCCUGUGCCCAGGCCAAAGGAGAAUGGAUCAAAAAUGGAGAGAAAAUAAAAGUAACAUCUACAACAAAGAUUCGCCAAGAAGGAAGGAGACACUUUCUCCUUAUUUGUGGGGCUCAAUGUGAAGACUCUGGAGAAAUUCUCUUUCAAGCAAGAAGAGUAGAGUCAAGAGCUAAACUCAAAGUCAAAGAGUUACCGGUCCGCAUUGUAAAAUCACUGAGGGACAAGACGGCUCUACAAGGUCAUCGUGUGAUAUUUGAAUGCAAGGUCAGUCCGGCCCGAGCUCGAGUCACUUGGCUGAAAGGCAGUGAAGUCAUUCUUCCUUCAGACAAGUAUCAGUUCACCAGUGAGGACGCUUAUCGUACAUUGCUCAUCAAUGAUGUGGGCCCUGAAGAUGAAGACAUCUAUACGAUGAAGACCACAGGAGGCCAGAGCUCGGCCCGAUUACUAGUGGAGGGUUUAGCCAUCCAACUAUAUAAAUGUCUGAGAAAUGUAAAAGUGACCGCCCCCAGUGAUGCUUGUUUCGAGUGUGAGGCGUCCAUUCCUCUGUCCAGACCUCCACAGUGGAGUCUAAAUGGGGUCAUGCUGCACAAUGGAGGUGACAUCAUUAUCGAGGCCAGGGGGAACCGGCACAAGCUUACCCUACAGAACACCUGUCCUGCAAUGUCCGGAACUGUGAGAUUUACAGCUGGAAAAACACGUUCAGAAGCACAGCUGAUUGUACAAGAAGAACAAUAGGAAGAUGUGCCUGUAUAACCGCCUGCAUUGUCUCAUGUUCCUCACAUCCCAGCCCCAUAUUAGGUAGAGCAGUGCUCAUACCAGUGCCAAAUGCCAAGGCUCGGUUGAAGCCAAGCUUUUCUUAAGUCUUUAGGUGUGGGUUCUAGACCCUUGUAUUUAUUUUUAAACCUUACUCUAAACCUUUCCACCCAUCCCUCCCACCUGAAAGACAGCGAGAAAAAUGGAGCAGUAUAUCUAGACCAUCAGAGCAACCAGUGGAUGGAAACAAGGACAACUAGAAGGUGCCAAUGGAAUGACUCAAGGAGACACAGGAGUAUGAGAGAACGGAUGACAAAGGGGAAUGUAGUCAACCAACACAAAAACUUUUUGUACAAUGCGCUCUUCAGACACGGGUGUGUUGAGUUUUUUUUAACAGCUACGGAGCUAGAGUUUAGUCACAGACACCAAAAUCUCACCGAUCGAUCUUAUGCUUGGAAGGACACGUGUGACCAAGGCCUAUCAGUCACAUCUGUCAUUUGGAGGUAAAGGGUCCACUGCAAGAUUUAGUAGUCACAUUCCACUGUGGAAUGCCUCCAGAUCAAUAGGAUGAUGGCUAGCGACUAGUUUUGAGGGCACAGCGUCACCUAUGAAAACAGCCUCUUACUUACUUGGAGAUAUCCAUCCCUGAUAUGUCCUUUGGUUUUGGUCUCAUAUAUAGCAUAGAGUUGGAUGUUUGAGACAUUGCUCUUGAAGUGGGAUUUCUAGUUUUCAGACCAUGGAAGUUCAUACUGGAGAAGUCUUUGAUCUAGGACCACUCCUUAUAUCCAUAAUGAUAGGGCCGGCUCAGAUAGGCUCUGGAUUUUCAAUUGAGGAUCCACGCCAGAAAUCAGAGACGGACACUGCGAUUUCUGCCGCAUUUGUGCAGCGUCUGUGCUGGCGGAUCCUCGUGAAAAUUAGACCCAUUCAGUGUGUCUGAUCCGUGGCUUUUUCUAGUGGAAUCAGUGAGAAAAAGGAUUUUUUUUUUACAUCAGAUAGAAAGCCGCAUGAAAUUCUCUAUCAGUCCACCAACUGCAUGUCUAUGGGGUUUUAGAAACCCUGUCCCAUGGUUCCGAAAAUAUCUGUGGCUGCACGGUAGAGAAGAAAAUCAGCUGCAGAAAGAUGAUUUUGGCUGGACUUCCCCUUUAAGUAGAGGUUUACAACACAGAAUAUGGCUUAUGACGUGUUCCUUAGAGAAGGGUAAUAAUGAUUUACAGAAAUUCCCCCCUUUUUUUUUUUUUUUUUUUUUUUUUUUUAUAGAAAUAAAGGAAUUUUGCCCUCACAGACAGGGAAGGGAUAACUGUGUAUUUGGGGGCUGACUGUUUGGAGUUAAUGUGUUAUUACACUGCUGGGACUUCAGAAGAUGUGUGACUUUCUCUACAUGUCUCUCCAUCUGCGUUCUCAACGUUUUUGGCCUAAUAAACUUGUCCAUCUGA